AUGAAUAUUAUCACUUCAUCACCAUCCUUAUCACUAUCACCAUUAAUCCUAUCUUCACUCGUUUCCUCACCAUUAUCACUUUCACUGCCAUUAUCAUCAUCAUCAUCCUUAUCAUCAUCAUCAUUGACGUCAACAUCAUCACCAUCAUCAUCCCAGUCAAUAAAUCAUCAAACAAUAACGAAUCAGUGCGGAAAACGACAUAUAAUAUUGGAUUAUAAGCAUCCGGAAUACGUAAUCAGUUUUCCGGCUGCAUCAACCUCUGAUAAUACGGAUUAUAAGCAUUCAAAAGGAAGCAAUUUAGUAUCAGAGGAAAAGCAAAACGAACAAUUUCAACUUCCUUAUCCAUUGCAUUUGUAUAUUAACAAUGAUAUUUCAAUGUCUCAUUGUCAAUGGCUUAUUACAACUGAUUCAUAUCAUAGUAUUGGAGCAGAAAUUGAAGUUGACAAUGAAAGUAACUAUUUUUUGAAUAUUACAAACGAGAAUGGUCUUCGAAAAAAUUGUACGGCCAAAUUAUGUACCAUUAAAAGUGAUACCUCAGCUAUAUUAGUGCAAUUUCGUACCACAAACACUGAUAAUAUUCAAUCAAUCAGUCGUUUCUCGGCCAAAUUUGUCAUCUUACCCUUGUCAUCUGAUCAGAGUGGAGCUGCGAUAGUUGCUUUUUGGGUACUUUUGAUAACGCUUAUUGCCGUACUGAUCGCUUUUGCUGUGAUUAUCUAUUUGUAUUGCAUGAAGAAGAAAUUGUUAUUUUCUCAUUUUCUAACAAUUCUGAGGAGUAAAGGUCGUAAAAAUGGACGAGAAUCAAAGGAAAGGAAGAUUACUUUACCAAAUGGUACCUUAAUAACCUUGGCUUAUAGGCCAGGACAACAUGGUUGCAAUGUUACUUCAGCGCAAUCGCAAUUUAAUUCAUUUGAGCGUAUGCCAACAAUUGUGGAAGAAACUGAAAAUGAUAUCGAAUUACAAAUAUCAAAUCGCGAAUUAAAUGAUCCAUAUAGAUAA
Messenger RNA from Brugia malayi, 996 nucleotides. RefSeq lists its product as uncharacterized. The record is from RefSeq and is a predicted model, not a curated record. The transcript is spliced from 6 exons. NCBI's taxonomy places the organism in Eukaryota, Metazoa, Nematoda, Chromadorea, Rhabditida, Onchocercidae. The coding region runs from base 1 to 996 and encodes 331 amino acids.